AACUGCUUGCAGAGUCUCGUGCCGCGCAGGCGCAGUGGUUCUCUGUCAGAACUUCAGCGUUUGGGUCCUCUUGGCGGAAGGCACCAUGUUUCGGACGGCACUUCGACUCUCUGUCUCCGGACUCCGGGGUGUGCUGGUAUCGCGACCUGCUUCUGUCGCUCCUUUGGCCUCUAGGUGCUACUCACAUGGCAGACAGGAGACAGAGGAGGAAUUUGAUGCUCGCUGGGUCACCUACUUCAACAAACCGGACAUUGACCACUGGGAGCUGAGGAAAGGACUGAACACUUUGGUUGGCUAUGACCUGGUACCUGAACCAAAGAUUCUGGACUCUGCCCUCAGAGCCUGUCGGAGGCUGGACGACAUGGCGAGUGCCAUUCGUAUCCUUGAGGCUGUUAAGGACAAAUCAGGCACUCAUAAAGAUAUCUACCCCUACGUGAUUCAAGAGCUGCAGCCUACUCUUGACGAGCUUGGAAUCUCAACACCUGAGGAGCUUGGUCUGGACAAGCUGUAGACCCUUAGCAUGGGGUGGGUACAGCAUACGCAGUCCAGCUGUCAUGAGUGGCCCAACUGAGCUGGUCGCUGUGCACUUCCUUGCUUUCAGUAGAAACUCAGUAGAAUGGUCAUUAUUAUUUAAAAGAACUCGGAUUAUUCUAUUUUCACAUGCAUUUUAAUUUGGAACCAAAGCCCUUGGUUUCCUUGGUGAUGUGUAACUAAGUUGUCUCUUCUUUCUUAACUCAUCCAGGUUGACUUUUGUAGCUGGGAGAAAAGCUGCUGUCUGGCUUUUGCAUGUUACACUUGUUUGUGUUUUAUUUAAUUUGGCUUUCUCUCAUAUUUUCUGUAAAAAUUAUGGACAUAAUAAAUUAUAAAAAUUCUUGAAUGA
Molecule: messenger RNA, 880 nt
Organism: Paramormyrops kingsleyae
Lineage: Eukaryota; Metazoa; Chordata; Actinopteri; Osteoglossiformes; Mormyridae
Product: cytochrome c oxidase subunit 5A, mitochondrial-like
Biological process (GO): mitochondrial electron transport, cytochrome c to oxygen
Cellular component (GO): respiratory chain complex IV; mitochondrial inner membrane
Source: RefSeq, a predicted model, not a curated record